CCGGAGGACAAAUCCCCCCGUGAGACCCUGGUGGGAGAGGCCGUUUUGAAGGGCUCCCCGGCGCAGGAAGGCAGCGGGGAGGAAAAGGGCCGGAGAUCCCCCCGCAGGAGGGGCUCCAAAGCCAUCCCAGGGUGCUCUGAGGAGGAAAGACCCAGCCUGUGCCGGGAAGGUGGCCGGGGCUUGAGGCGGAGCUCCGACUUGGUGGUCCCUGAGCAGCCUCCCAGCACGGAGAAGCUUUUCAGGUGCUUGGAAUGUGGGAAGAGCUUCAGGAAGAGCUCCAUUCUCAUCCGACACCAGCACAUCCACACUGGAGAACGGCCCUACACGUGUGGGGAAUGUGGGAAGAGCUUCAACCAGAGCUCCCACCUCAUCAAACACCACCGCAUUCACACUGGGGAACGGCCUUACAUGUGUAAUGAUUGUGGGAAGAGCUUCAGUGUCAACUCCAACCUGAUCCAACACCAGUGCAUCCACAGCGGGGAACGGCCCUACAAGUGUUGGGAAUGUGGGAAGACCUUCAACAACAGCUCCAGCCUCCGCACCCACCAGCUCAUCCACACCGGGGAACGGCCCUACAAGUGCUUGGAAUGUGAGAAAAGGUUUCCGACCAGCUCAGAUCUCCUCGUGCACCAGCGGACGCACACGGAUGAGAGGCCCUUCCGCUGCACCGACUGCGGGAAGGGCUUCAAGCACAACUCCACCCUCAUCAUCCACCAGCGCAUCCACACUGGAGAGAGGCCGUACAAGUGUGGGGAGUGUGGGAAGAGCUUCACCCACAGCUCUGCCUUGACCAGACACCAACGGACCCACCGGUAAGGGAAGCCCUUCCAGUGCCCCGACUGCAGGAAGAGCUUCAGACGCUGCUUCCACCCCGAAUGAAGCCCCUGAUGGUGAGGCAACCCCUGGAGUCCAGUGACAGUCAGUCCAUCCCUUUCGACCACAAAGGACCAGUCCCCUUUCAAGGGGGCAGGUUCUUCCAACAGAACCCUUCUUGGGGGUGUGUGGAGAUUCCUGCCUUAGCUGGGGACCCCCCAAGGUCAC
This is a messenger RNA of Pipra filicauda (Wire-tailed manakin), 1041 nucleotides long. RefSeq names its product zinc finger protein 239-like. The record is from RefSeq and is a predicted model, not a curated record. The annotation marks the transcript as partial. The transcript has a single exon. NCBI's taxonomy places the organism in Eukaryota, Metazoa, Chordata, Aves, Passeriformes, Pipridae.